Molecule: messenger RNA, 1782 nt
Organism: Plasmodium adleri (nom. inval.)
Lineage: Eukaryota; Apicomplexa; Aconoidasida; Haemosporida; Plasmodiidae
Product: phosphoglucomutase, putative
Exons: 1
Coding region: 1-1782 (593 amino acids)
Biological process (GO): carbohydrate metabolic process; purine ribonucleoside salvage
Molecular function (GO): magnesium ion binding; phosphopentomutase activity
Source: RefSeq, a predicted model, not a curated record
AUGGAAAAUAUAAAAAAUGAACAAGUUGUGAAAUUGCUAGAACUAUGGAAUGUAUUUAAGAAACCUCAAUAUUUAAUUGAUGAGACAGUAGAACUAUUAAAAAAAAAUGAUGAAGAAGAAUUAAAAUAUUUAUUUUUAAAAAGAUUAAAUUUUGGUACAGCUGGAUUAAGAGGUAAAAUGGGUGUUGGUUUUAAUGCAAUGAAUAUAGUUACAAUAAUGCAAACAACACAAGGAUUAUGUUCAUAUUUAAUAAAUACUUAUGGUUUACAUUUAUGUAAAAAUAGAGGUAUAAUUUUUGGAUUUGAUGGUAGAUAUCAUUCUGAAUCUUUUGCUCAUGUAGCUGCUUCUGUUUGUUUAUCUAAAGGAUUUCGAGUUUACUUAUUUGCUCAAACAGUUGCUACACCUAUAUUAUGUUAUUCAAAUUUAAAAAAGAAUUGCUUAUGUGGUGUUAUGGUUACUGCUUCUCAUAACCCUAAAUUAGAUAAUGGUUAUAAAGUAUAUGCUUCUAAUGGUGCUCAGAUAAUCCCACCAGUUGAUAAAAACAUUUCGAAUUGUAUAUUAAAUAAUUUAGAACCUUGGACAGAUACAUAUGAAUAUUUAAAUGAUAAUUUCUAUUUAAAAGAUACAUCCUUAGUUGAAGAUAUAUAUUUUGAAAUGUAUGAUUCUUUUAUGGAUGAUUUAAAACAUGAAUUUAAUUUUAAUUGUUAUAGAAAUUCACGUACCAAACUAGCUAUUGUAUAUUCACCUAUGCAUGGGAUUGGUAGAAAAUUUGUACAAGGUCUUAUGCAUGUAGUAGGUUUUAAUAACUUACUUACAGUUCCACAACAAGCAUUACCAGAUCCAGAUUUUUCAACAGUAUCAUUUCCUAAUCCAGAAGAAAAAGGAGCAUUAGAUAUGUCUAUGGAACUGGCUGAUAAUGUAUGUAGUCCUAUAGUAGUAGCUAAUGAUCCUGAUGCAGAUAGAUUUGCAUGUGCAGAAAAAUUUAAUAAUAAAUGGAAAGUCUUUUCUGGUGAUGAAUUAGGAAUCAUUUUUGCCUACCAUUUAAUGAAACAAUAUGAAAAGAAAAACAUUGAUAAAUCCAAACAUGUUUUCUUAUGUACAGUUGUGUGUUCAAGGAUGUUAAAAAAAUUAUGUGAAAAAUAUGGUUAUAAAUAUGAUGAAACACUUACAGGAUUUAAAUGGUUAAUAAAUAAAGCUAUAGAAUAUAAUGAACAAAAUUAUACUAUUCUAUAUUGUUAUGAAGAAGCUCUAGGACAUGCUCUAACACGACAUGUUAAAGAUAAAUGUGGUAUAUCAGCAUUAGGUUACUGGAUAGAAAUAGCAGUAUACUUAUAUGAAAAUAAUUUAACAUUCCAUCAAUAUUUAGAAACUAUUAGAGGAGAAAUAGGUUAUUUUGUAAAUAAUAAUGGUUAUUAUAUUGUACUUGAUUCUAACGAUAUUGUAAGUAUAUUUAAUGAAUUUAGAUCUAAUGGUUUAUAUAAAACGAAUUUAGGUUCAUACAAAAUUAUACAUAUUAGAGAUUUAACAACAGGUUAUGAUUCUACUACUGAAGAUAAAAAAUCCUUAAUUGCACCUACACCAGAUUCUCAAAAUAUUACUAUACAUUUUGAAAAUACAGCUAUUCUAACUAUUAGAGCAAGUGGUACAGAACCCAAAGUAAAAUGGUAUGCAGAAAUUUCUAGAGAUACGUAUGAACAAGCCAAAAAGGAGAUAGACCAACUAAUAGAUGAAGUUAUGCCUAUAUUUAUGCAACCAAAUAAGUAUAACGUAAAGAGGUCAUAA